AGAAAGGUUUAGACAGAAGAAACAAACAUCUGAUUUAUUUUUCUUUUAGAAUGGAAGUAAAGGUGUAUGUCGAAGGAGUCCAGCGCAUAGUGUGUGGAGUCACUGACAAAACAACAUGUCAGGAGGUGGUCAUCGCUUUAGCACGGGCACUUGGUCGCACUGGUCGAUACACUCUGAGAGAAAAAUUCAAAGAAUAUGAACGUAAUGUGACUCCAGAUGAACGUCUCUUGGAGUCCUUGGAGAAAUAUGGUGAGCAAGCUAAGGAGGUGCAGCUCACUUUGAAGCAUAUCAGUCCAUCCCUUGGGGAAGAAACAAACCAGCCCAAAGCCCAAAUGAGGCGAGCGGAGGGGACAGGGAGAGCACGGAGAGGCAGCGGGGCAAUCGCCCUACACCGCCAGAGCCUCCCACCACUGUCACACCUCUGUAUCCACUCCGAGCCACCACCCGAGGAACCGAAGAGACCCAAGCGGAAGUCGCUAACGCUAAUGGAGGAAGCAUGGGGUUGGCUGGAAAACUUGGGCAGAGGUGGGAAGCAGCAAUCAGGACGAGAUAAGGGGAAAGACAAGGAGGGCAAAAAAGGAAAUGGGCACUCAGAUAACACAACCAAAAGAUCCCUGGCUUCUGGGACACCGGAGCCAAGAGACAAAAAUAGAGUUGCACCACAUCAGCCUUUGAUCAGUUGCCUUGGGAACCGUGGGAGAUACACUGAUGAGAGUGCUGUAUGUGAGAGACGAGAGGAAGAGGAACGGAAAGGCACAGAGGACCUGAAAACCCAUAAUCCAGUGGUCCAAACAAUCCAUCAAGAGACCGAGAGUAAAGAGACUGUAGAGUUAAGAAGUCUAGUUGUCCAACAACAGGCAAGUCUGCAAGAACUACAGCACAAAAUUAAGUCAACGGACCAGUUGAUCCUUGAGCUAGAGCAGCAGCAAGCUACCAGGGAGCUUUCCGAGCUGCUGUCGGAAGAAGAGGAGCAGCUCAAGUUCUGGCUCAAUGAGCUCAAGGCGGAGGAAGUCUUUGAGAGAGACCUUCAGAGGCAGUUCCUUCAGAUAAAAGAAGAAGCUGCUGAGUGCAAAGCUAAGCUGGAAGAGUACAAACAGAAACUGCAAGUGAUGGACUUGAGAAACUCCCAGCAGCAAACAGGUCAUGAAGAUGUCACUAGAGAGAAUAUCCAAGCAGAUGCGACAAAACCUGCCCAAACAAGCGUCAAAAAAAUACAGAUCUCAGUAGACGGAUCAUGUGGAGAUGCUGGAACAAACAGGGCGGUGACAACGCUGGAGUCCAAACUCCCAUAUGUGCUUGUUUCAGCAAACCAGAUAUCAAAUCCUCCUCUAAGUGGACCAGAAGACCUUUGGGAGUGGUGGACGCGAUGGUCUCGGAGCCAAAAUCCAACAUCAGAGACAAAACACAAGAUAGUUCACCGCUCUGAAAUCACCAUACAUUUGGGAAGCACCAGAGUUUAAGCACUCUGAAACUUCUAAA
Messenger RNA from Sinocyclocheilus anshuiensis, 1479 nucleotides. Its product is annotated as ras association domain-containing protein 8-like. Bases 51 to 1460 code for a protein of 469 amino acids. The record is from RefSeq and is a predicted model, not a curated record. The transcript has 2 exons. NCBI's taxonomy places the organism in Eukaryota, Metazoa, Chordata, Actinopteri, Cypriniformes, Cyprinidae. Gene Ontology annotation, biological process: signal transduction.